UCACAUCUUUCCACUACAUAUUAAGCAAUGCCAGCCCCGACCAGUUUAGCUGCCAACCAACGCAAUCUAAGACCAUCCAGACACUCUUGAAGAAAAAUCUGCGAAAAAAGGCAAAAACACAACCAUGGCUGCAACGGUUUCGUCUCCAUGGGGAAAGCCCGGCGCAUGGGCCCUAGACGCCGAGGAGCACGAGGCCGAACUCCUCAAAGAACAGCAAGACACCGCCGCUCUUCCCGGAGAUUUUCCUUCUCUUUCCGCGGCCGCCGCCAGCAAACCUAAAAAGAAGAACAAGGGCCAAACCCUUUCCCUUGGCGAGUUCACCACAUACGGCUCUUCUAAGCCCUCGUCACAGCCGGACCGUCUCACUCAUGACGAGCUCCUCUCCCUCCCCACCGGCCCACGCCAACGCUCCGCUGAGGAGCUCGACCGCUCGCGCCUAGGCGGUGGCUUUAAGUCCUACGGUCGUUAUAACGAAGAUUCGCCGAAUCCUAGGUGGGGAUCCUCUUCUAGGGUUUCUGAUGAAGGGAGGAGGCAGGGCGGUUUCAAUAGGGAUGCACCCAGGGAAUCUGGUCCCUCUCGUGCUGACGAGAUUGAUAACUGGGCCGCCGGGAAGAAAUCGACGGUGGGAAGUAGCUUUGAGAGGAGAGAGAGAGGUGGAUUCUUCGAAUCGCAAUCAAAAGCCGAUGAAGCCCAGACUUGGGUCAGCAAUAAGGCGCCGGAACCGCGUAGAUUUGGCGGUGGAUUUGAGAGGCGAGGCAGUUUCGACUCCCUAUCAAGGAACAGGGAGAUGCCCAACGGUGGCGGUUCGGAUUCUGAUAACUGGGGAAGGAAGAGGGAAGAGAGUAGCGGGGGUGGUGGAGGCGGGAGGCCUAAGCUUGUAUUGCAGCCGCGCACCUUGCCCGUGAGCAAUGGGAAGCAUGAGUCACCUGCGGCAGCAGCGAAACCCAGGGGUAUGAACCCAUUUGGGGAUGCUAGGCCGAGGGAGGAGGUUUUAGCAGAGAAAGGAAAGGACUGGAAGGAGAUCGAUGAGAAACUCGCGGCCGUCAAGAUUAAGGAUAGUGGGUCGGAGAAGGGAGAUGGAGCGUUCGGGAAGAGGAGCUUCGGUAUGGGUAGUGGUCGGCAAGAUGACCGCGUAGAGAGGAGCUGGAGGAAGAAUGAUUCUGAUACAGAUGCUCAUCCAGAGAGAAAAAACUGAGAACGGACAUGUUGAAGAAACAAAGGAAGACGACAAACAGAACUAAAGAUACAACCCCGAGUACUUGGAAUCGGGCUUGAUCAGAAAGAACGAGGCUAGGGAUCGUGGGGUCAAUCAAAAAGAAAGAAAAAGAGAACAUUGAAGUUAUUAAAUUGAAAUUAGAAGCUUAUUUGUUGGAUUGAUGAGACUUUUAUUUAUAUUAUUGGUUUGACUGUUCUAUUGUGGCAUCCAUGUUAGACAAAUUUUGGUAGGUGUUGGAAAUUGUUACACUAGUUCUUUUGUUUGUAGUGGGUUGCAUACUUACAUUCUCAGAUUUUUCUUUUUUUUUUCUCUUUUCCCCCCAACCUGUUGAUCAUUGUUUUCAUCCAUCCAAUUUCUUUUUUUUUUUUUUUUCUUUCUGUCUUGGGUUAUAGCUUGAGAGUCCGGAUUUUUAUUGUUUUGACUUUUUGAGUUAGUGAGAGAAUUAAUUAUUCAUGAA
Messenger RNA from Carica papaya (papaya), 1673 nucleotides. Its product is annotated as glycine-rich protein. Gene Ontology annotation, molecular function: translation initiation factor activity; mRNA binding. The record is from RefSeq and is a predicted model, not a curated record. NCBI's taxonomy places the organism in Eukaryota, Viridiplantae, Streptophyta, Magnoliopsida, Brassicales, Caricaceae.